AUGCCUCCGUUGUCCAAGAAGAAUAGGUCAAGUGUGGCCUGUAACUUGUGCAGGGAAUGCAAAUUAAGGUGUAAUAACAAUAAUGAUGGUAGGCCAUGCCGAAGAUGUGAUUCAUUGAAGCUUUCAUGUACUUACACGUUGAAAAAAUCUCAGAUAUAUAAGAAAAACUUAAGCAAGAUUCCACAUAACAUUAGAAAAACUAAAUCUAAUUAUACAAACCGAAAUAAUCAAAAUAAGGAGGAUGUGGGAGUAGUUCUCCCAGAAAAAUGGAUACUAAUGGAAGUUGCAGAAAUAUUUUUCAAGAACCAAUAUAAAGGUAUUUUUCCCUUUGUACAUAAGUCCACCUUGAUUUCAUUCUUAAAAUCGAAUGAAUUUGACCCGAAAACGUAUAUAAAUGAAUAUAAUCAUAAAUUUUUCAAAGCGAGUUUUUCAAACUCAUUGAAAUAUCCUGAUCCUAUUCUAUUACUCGCUAUUCUUGGACUCUGCUCUAGACUCCAUCCCGUUUUAUCUGAAAUAUAUGGCGGCUUCUCAGAGACAGAUGAACCUGAGUUAUUUGUACCAGAUACCCUGUAUUACAAGACUAUGAAUGGCAAUAUACGACAUGAAAGUUCGAGCAAUACUGAGAGGAGCAGCCCAAAAACGCCUUACGAAGUUGAUUCAGAUUUAGAUAAUGCCUCAAAUGCUUCCAAUUAUUUUGGAUGGCAUGCGCGGAAUCUUCUUAAAGAUGUAUUCGAUAGUCCAACCAUACAAAGAAUUCAGAGUUUAACUCUACUAAGUAGCCAUGAAUGGGGGGAAGGAAACACAUCAAGAAGCUAUCUUUAUAUUGGUAUUGCAGCAAGAAUGGCAUUGGUGCUUGGCUUAGGUGAAGAGAAGAAUUUAUGUGAUGAUGAUGACAAUGCAGAUGAAGGAGAUGAUGUAUCGAGAGUUAUUUCGGUUGAAUGCAAAAGACGGACUGUGUGGUCAGUUUAUAUGAUGGACAGGUGUAAUUCAAGUGGCAGGGAGAGAUCACCAGCUAUAAGAAUUGAAGAAAUUAGAAUUAAGCUACCAAGUACUGAAGAUGACUUCAUUUUUGGGAAAGAGAGUAGUGCACAAACAUAUGCUGGACUUAUAUCCAACAUCGAAGAUAAGAAUAUUCAGGAAUUGAGCAGAACCUCUUUCUAUGGAUUCACGAUAGUAUUAUUUGAAAUAUGGUCGAAGAUUGCAAAGUGGGUAGGUGAAAUUGGUGGGAAGUAUGAAACAAUACCACCCUGGGAUCCAAAUUCUACAUUUUUCAAGCUUUCCGCUGAGUUAGACUCUAUUCAAUCGGCUUUUCCAAGACAUUUAGUAUACAACUCAUUUAAUUUAGAAGCGCACAUCUCACAAGGAUCGGCACCAAACUUUGGUUAUCUACACGGGCUUUCCUUCUUGUGUCGGAUUUUUUUAAACAGAGAGUAUUUAUUUUGUGAUCCAGAUUCUUUUACUUUCCAUUGGUGGAGAAACUCAGUGAAUAUCUUAAUGAUCUCAGUAGAGAAAUUAUCUACGUUGAUAAAUAACCUUAAACUGCGGGAUCUAAUGGUUAUUGCUCCAUUUACUGGAUUUGAAUUAUUCUCAGCCGCUGUAACUGGUCUAUAUUUCUAUGCCUUUCCUUCUGAUAUUAUAAUAAAGAAUUAUCCAUUUAUAAUAGACGAAAUAGUUCCUGUGGAUUCUGAAGAAGUUAGAAAUAUGAAGGAAAAGUUCAAGACAAUGUCAUUAGAUAAUAUACAAGGAUUACGUACUUGGAGUAACGUAUGGGGAUUAGGUAAAAAGUGGUAUAAUUUAGCUAAAUUUCUACAAGAAGAAUUUGAAACUUUUAGGAUUAACUCAUCUAACUCACCUACAACGAUUCAGAAUGAGACUAUACGACAUACCAUGCAUGAUUAUGGUAAUGGUGAGGUACAAGAGGUAUAUAAUCCAAAACGUCAUCGUAAUAUAAAGCUUGUUAAUUCACUACUAAAAAAUAAGGUCCCCGUUUCACCCGCUCAUAAUGGUGAUAUCCCACUUAAUUCUUCGGAUUCGACCCCAGAUACUGACACGACUAAUAAGAAUGUAUUCAAAGAUGAUGUAAUGUUAAAUUAUAUUUCUUCCCCUGCUUUGAACUUUCUACAAAGUUUUGAUUCUGCAAGCAUAUUUCCUGGAUGGAACGAUAAUUUGGAGAUCUAA
Debaryomyces fabryi is the source of this 2178-nucleotide messenger RNA. RefSeq names its product Zcf38p (gene ZCF38). The transcript has a single exon. The record is from RefSeq and is a predicted model, not a curated record. NCBI's taxonomy places the organism in Eukaryota, Fungi, Ascomycota, Pichiomycetes, Serinales, Debaryomycetaceae. Gene Ontology annotation, biological process: DNA-templated transcription; regulation of DNA-templated transcription. Gene Ontology annotation, cellular component: nucleus. Bases 1 to 2178 code for a protein of 725 amino acids. Gene Ontology annotation, molecular function: DNA-binding transcription factor activity, RNA polymerase II-specific; DNA binding; zinc ion binding.